This is a messenger RNA of Cicer arietinum (chickpea), 1628 nucleotides long. Its product is annotated as nudix hydrolase 19, chloroplastic. The record is from RefSeq and is a predicted model, not a curated record. NCBI's taxonomy places the organism in Eukaryota, Viridiplantae, Streptophyta, Magnoliopsida, Fabales, Fabaceae. Gene Ontology annotation, biological process: NAD+ catabolic process; NADP+ catabolic process. Gene Ontology annotation, cellular component: cytosol; peroxisome. Gene Ontology annotation, molecular function: NADH pyrophosphatase activity; metal ion binding.
UUUCUUUUACGGUAACAAUGCACCCCCAGUAAUGACAUUUCUAUCAAAACAAAAUUCACGACAACUCUAUGGAAGAACAUGGUGAAGCUCCUACCAUCUUCAAAAUUAAUCUCCAAAAUCUAUCUUCCUAAGAAACUCUCAUAUAAAUCACCACGUUUCACAACCCCUUUCUCUCAAUACAAUUGCCAUCUCACUUUCCGAACCACAACCACCACUACCAUCAUCAUGUCCAUAAACCUACACUGCCACGCGUUCGCAGGCAACCCACUAAUAUCCAAAACACCAAACCGAGGCGAUCCGUUUUCUCCCACAACUGCAUUCGAAACCCUGACAUCACGAAUCUCUGAAAUCACCUCUCACCACUCCCUUUCCCCUAAUUUUAAGGUACUCCCCUUCAGAAACGGGAAGCCCCUCGCUUCUUCCUCUGGUAGCGAGUCAUGGCGACUCGGUUGGAUCGGUCUGAGCGAACUCGGUGGGUUAAUGAGUUCUGAACUGAGCAGCCACUCGUUCGUGUAUCUGGGUUCGGAUGCGGAGGAAGAUGCGGUUUACUGGACGAUUGAUGUUUCAGGGGAGAGUGGAUUUGUGCCUGAAAUUGGCGGCGUAAGGUUUAGCUUUGUGGAGCUGAGGACGCUUAUGGUUGCUACUGAUUGGAUUGAUUCUAAAGCCAUGGGAAACUUGGCUAUUGCUGGUCAUGCCAGAGCACUGUUAGAAUGGCAUAAUAUUUCACGUUUUUGUGGACAUUGUGGAGAGAAAACAGUCCCAAUGGAAGCUGGGAGGCGGAAGCAAUGUUCAAAUGAAUCAUGCAAAAAGAGGAUAUAUCCACGAGUUGACCCGGUAGUCAUUAUGCUGGUAAUUGAUCGAGAGAAUGAUCGUGCCCUUUUGAGCAAACAAUCCAAAUUUGUACCUAGAAUGUGGAGCUGCUUAGCAGGUUUUAUAGAGCCAGGAGAAAGCUUGGAGGAAGCUGUGAGAAGAGAAACAUGGGAGGAGACUGGUAUUGAAGUGGGAGAAGUUGUAUAUCACAGUUCUCAGCCAUGGCCUGUUGGACCAAACAGCAUGCCAUGUCAGCUGAUGGUUGGAUUCUUUGCAUACGCUAAAUCACUCGAAAUUAAUGUGGAUAAGGAAGAGUUGGAAGAUGCUCAGUGGCACAGUAGAGAAGAUGUAAGAAAAGCUCUGACAUUUGCCGAGUACAAGAAAGCCCAGAAAACUGCAGCAGCAAAGGUAGAACAAAUGUGUAAGGGUGUAGAAAAAACUCACAGCUUGUCUACAGAUUUCAAUGUGGAAAGUGGUGAACUUGCACCAAUGUUUGUUCCUGGACCCUUUGCAAUAGCCCAUCAUCUUAUUUCCUCUUGGGCAUUCCCAGAUCAUAAUAUAAACGGAAGUGAAUGCCAUUCCAAACAACCUACUGGUUCUGCAAAUUUGUAGGAUUGACUGACUAUUUUGUGGACAGCUUUGGAUAUAAGGCUUAUCUAUUUUAUUAUAUUGUUAUGUAUCUCUUGAAGGCAUACUGUAGCUAUAGAAGUUUUGAAUUUUUCAAUUUGUAAAGAUUAUGUACACCAAGAAUUGGAAACAUUUCCAUUUUAGACUAAAUAAAGUCAUGUUAUAAUAAUAUUAUAUCAUAUAGAGACAAA